Molecule: messenger RNA, 2184 nt
Organism: Humulus lupulus (European hop)
Lineage: Eukaryota; Viridiplantae; Streptophyta; Magnoliopsida; Rosales; Cannabaceae
Product: aluminum-activated malate transporter 9-like
Exons: 6
Coding region: 151-1806 (551 amino acids)
Biological process (GO): malate transport
Cellular component (GO): plant-type vacuole membrane
Source: RefSeq, a predicted model, not a curated record
CCCAUCACUCAUUUCCCACACACCCUCCAGUUUCGUACGAUUAGUGUUCUCAUAAUCUCAUUCCAUUAUUUGUGAACCAACAAAAAUAUAUAUAUAGAUAAUAAGAAAAACAAAAGUGGUAGCAAAACACUAGGAUAAUAUUGUUGGAGAAUGAAUGGAAAAAAGGGUAGUAUUGAGAUUGACAUUCCUUCAUUGGCGGUGGCGGCCAACAAGAAGUCCGGUGAUGGUGGCGGUGGUGGUGGUGCAGGGAUCUUGAUUUCAUGUCAAGGUUGGAUUAAGAGCGUGUGGGAAUUUGCUAAAGAAGACACCAAUAGGGUAACAUUCUCACUAAAAGUGGGGCUUGCUGUGUUGCUUGUGUCUUUGCUCAUUCUGUUCCGAGCACCAUAUGAAGUCUUUGGCACCAACAUCAUUUGGUCCAUCCUCACUGUUGCCAUUAUGUUCGAAUACACAGUUGGAGCAACAUUUAACAGAGGAUUUAAUCGAGCUCUUGGGAGUUUACUAGCUGGAGUAUUGGCCAUUGGUGUAGCUCAACUGGCCCUUUGUGCUGGCCGGGUAGCUGAACCUAUCAUCAUUGGCAUUAGCAUUUUUUUCGUUGGGGCUGUAACAUCGUUCAUGAAAUUAUGGCCAUCUUUAGUGCCAUAUGAAUAUGGAUUCAGGGUCAUACUUUUCACCUACUGUUUGAUCAUAGUUUCUGGUUACCGGAUGGGAAAUCCAAUACGGACUUCCAUGGACAGGCUUUACUCGAUCGCCAUUGGAGGAGUUGUGGCAGUACUAGUGAAUGUGCUGGUUUGUCCAAUCUGGGCUGGAGAGCAGUUGCACAAGGAGAUAGUUAAGAAUUUCAACUCAGUGGCUGACUCACUUGAAGAAUGUGUGAGAAAAUAUUUACAAGACGACGGAUCAGAACAUCCUGAGUUCCUCAAAACUGUCAUGGAUGAGUUCCCAGAUGAGCCUGCUUACAAGAAGUGCAAGACCACAUUGAACUCCUCAGCUAAAUUGGAGAAUUUGGCUAAUUCUGCAAAGUGGGAGCCACCACACGGCAGGUUCCGUCAUUUCUUCUAUCCCUGGUCGGAGUAUGUCAAAGUAGGAGCAGUUUUGAGAUAUUGUGCUUAUGAGGUCAUGGCACUUCAUGGUGUUCUACACUCUGAAAUCCAGGCACCAUACAACCUCCGAAUCGCAUUCCAGUCCGAGAUUCAGGAUGCAACAAACCAGGCUGCAGAAUUACUCAGGGUCUUAGGCAAAGACAUAUGCAACAUGAAUCGAAGUUUCAAAACUUCCUUACUCAAGAAAGUACACAGCUCUGCCGUGAAGCUGCAGCGUGCAGUAGACCUGCACUCGUAUCUCCUCACAUCCCCCUCCUGCUCUGAUGUCCUUCCUUCAGUAGCUGACAACGCUUCAAAGCCGCUCCCCAAGCUCUCUCCCACCAUGUCAUCCACUCUCAUCGACAUCAACCAGCUACUGGCCUGUGGUGAAUUUGAUAACAACAACAACAACAAUGACAUGAACUCAAAUAACCAGAUGCUGCAGACACAAAACUCAACAGUUGAAUCUUACCAUGAGCUGAUGAGAAAGCAGUCGAGAAGGCUGCAUUCCUGGCCAUCGAGACAAGUGGAUGCUUUUUAUGAAGAAGAUGGGGCCUCGAAUACGGACCUGUUACCCAGAAUGAAAGCUUUGGAAAGCACUGCAUCACUGUCACUGGUCAACUUCACUUCCUUGCUGAUUGAGUUCGUGGCAAGGCUUGACCACUUAGUUGAAGCAGUUGAUGAGCUUUCUAAGUUGGCUAAGUUCAAACAUGACGGACGACACUAACGAGAGUACAAGAUAUUUUUUCAUUUUAAACAUGAAAAUCAUGUAUUAAUUAUGAUUAAGAUAGAAAAGAAGACAAAAUAAAAUGUAAAAUACUGUCCAUGGAGAUCGUUGAAGCAAGGUUUUUGCCUCUUGUUGUUGGUUCUUUUUCUUAUUGUGAGAAAAGCAAUUUCUGAGGAAUAAUAUUCUACUUAUACGCGUGUCACAAUCGGUAGUCACCAAAUUUUUGUUCUCACCAUGAUCACUGGUGGACAUAAUUAUUAGUUAUAAAUCCCACAAACUCAAGAUGAUAAGUUCUUAUUGAUGACUUCAAAAUGCAGCAGAACAGUGUACUCAGUUAUUGCAAACUUUAGAUUAACAAUCCACCACUAAAUUAUAUAU